AUGGAUUAUGAUGACCUAAAAGAUGGAUCUUCACACUUCUCCAUUAUCGUGAGAGUGGAUCACUGCUUUGUGGCCAUUUGUAACCGUCUGCUCUACACAGCUGCUUUGUCCCAAAAAUUUUGCGCCAUGCUAGUGGUCAGAUCAUAUGCAUGGGGAGUAGCUUGUUCCUUGAUACUCACAUGUUCUGCUAUCAAAUUAUCAUUUCUGAGUUUCAACAAAGUUAAUCAUUUCUUCUGUGAAUUCUCCUCAUUGCAGUCCCUCUCUUACUCUGAUACUUAUGUUAACCAGUUGCUGCUUUUUAUUUUUGCCACCUUUAAUGGGGUCAGCAUAUUACUCAUCAUUCUCGUGUCAUAUGUAUUUAUCAUUGUCACCAUCCUCAAGAUGUGUUCAGCCAGUGGGUGCCCCAAUGCCAUCCCCACCUGUGCCUCACACCUGACCACCAUCACCAUCUUUCACGGCACCAUCCUCUUUCUCUACCAUGUGCACAAUUCCAAAAACUCCAGGCACACAGUCAAAGUGGUGUCUGUGUUUUACACAGUGGUGAUCCCCAUGUUGAAUCCCCUGAUCUACAGUCUGAGAAAUAAGGAAGUCAAGGAUACUCUUAGCAAAAUAAUGGACACUAAAGUCAUUUUUAUUGAGCAUAUUAUUUUAGUAGAAUUUGUCCCUGACAUGUAA
Messenger RNA from Equus caballus (horse), 675 nucleotides. NCBI's taxonomy places the organism in Eukaryota, Metazoa, Chordata, Mammalia, Perissodactyla, Equidae. The record is from RefSeq and is a predicted model, not a curated record.